GUUGCGUCCCCUGAAAGCGCCGCGCGAACAGCCCGGAAGGACUCUACGGUCCGCCGGCAGCUGAAACCUCGCGCCCCCAUACGGACACGACAGGAGAGAGCAGCCACCGCCGCCUGCGGGAGCCGGGCUCGCCUGUCUCAAGGGCGGAAGCGAGGAGCCGCAAGGAGACACGCGAUGUAUCUGCGCCUGUGCCAGCCGCCCCGCCUCUCUCCCGCCCCGCCCCGCCCCGCCCCGCCCGUCCGUGCGCGUAUUCAGCGAGGCCUGCGCGCGGCUGGGCCCGCCUCUCUCCGGAAGCGGCCGAUCGAGCGUGCGCAACUGUUGGCGGCGGCUGCCGGCAGGGGGAUGUUGGCCGCGUGCGCGGUGUCCCGAGAGGCACAGCCAGUGUUGCCGCCACCGCCCCGCGGCGACAGAGAUCCGCCGGCCAAGGCCAUGCGCAGGGGGCUGCGGCGGGGCCGCGAGGAGGAGCAGCAGGAUCAGGAGCGGCUCCCGUGGCCGGCGGAGAGCGGGGGCGGCGAUCCGCAGGGGGAGCAGGAGGCCUGGAGGAGCGGCGAACGGCGGCGGCGGCAGCCGCAGGAGCCGAGGGCGCUGGCGGCGGCCGCCAGGGUGGAGGAGGAGGCGGAGGAGGAGCGGAUGGAGCGGGAGCAUUUCCGGAGAAUCAUCAACGCCUUCCGAUACUACGGAACGAAUAUGCAUGAACGCGUGAACAGAACUGAGAGGCAGUUUAAAUCCCUCCCAGCUAACCAGCAGAGUCUUCUUCCUCAAUUCCUUCCUCACCUUGACAAGAUUCGGAAGUGCAUCGAUCAUAAUCAAGAAAUACUACAGACCAUUGUGAAUGACUGCGUUCAUAUGUUUGAAAAUAAAGAAUAUGGAGAAGACGGAGGAGGAAAGAUUACACCUGCUUCAACGUUUGACAUGGAUAAAUUAAAAUCUACUUUGAAGCAAUUUGUCAGAGACUGGAGUGAAGAGGGAAAACCUGAGCGAGAUUCCUGCUACCAGCCAAUAAUUAGUGAAAUUGUAAAGAACUUUCCAAAAGAAAGAUGGGAUUUCUCCAAAGUUAAUAUCCUGGUACCUGGUGCUGGGCUAGGUAGAUUGGCGUGGGAAAUAGCUAUGCUCGGUUAUGCUUGCCAAGGAAAUGAAUGGAGCCUCUUUAUGCUCUUUUCUUCUAACUUUGUACUCAACAGAUGUUCUGAAGUUAACUCAUGUAAGCUUUAUCCCUGGAUUCAUCAGUUUAGCAAUAACAAAAGAUCUGCAGAUCAAAUACGUCCAAUUUAUUUCCCUGAUGUUGAUCCUCACAGUCUACCUUCUGGUUCAAACUUCUCUAUGACGGCAGGGGAUUUUCAAGAAAUUUACUCUGAGUGCAAUACUUGGGACUGCAUAGCAACUUGCUUUUUCAUUGAUACAGCACAUAAUGUUAUUGAUUAUAUUGAUACUAUAUGGAAAAUACUGAAGCCUGGAGGCAUAUGGAUAAAUGUAGGUCCUCUUCUUUACCACUUUGAAAAUUUGGCAAAUGAGCUUUCAAUAGAAUUAAGCUAUGAGGAUAUAAAAAAUGUUAUACUACAGUAUGGAUUCCAUAUAGAGGUGGAGAAAGAAUCUGUACUGUCAACUUACACUGUGAAUGAACUCUCCAUGAUGAAAUACUACUAUGAAUGUGUGUUGUUUGUGGUGAGAAAACCAGAAUAGAAGUGCUUUGAAUAGGUUAGUCAGAAAAAAGUUUUACCUGAAUGCUAGAAUUAAAAAUAAUAUGGACUGAAUGAUGUCUGGACACAACCUCAAAUCAGUGGUGCCUUCCUAUUCCUAAUAAGAUUUAGAUAGUGUCUAUUUUCUUAAUAUUUCUGUUGCUAUCCAGACAUGUACUAUGCCAUACGUAUUUGUACUAUAACUAGUGAAAAUGGAGGACAAAAUGUUUGCAUACACUGUCUUUGUGCUUUGGAAUGCAUUAAGAACAAAAAUGUUUUCUUAGGUAUAAAAAUUGUUUGCCAGAACCAAGCUAAUUUUACAAAUGCUGCCUCAUUUUUCUUGGAUUUAUAGUGAUUUCCUUUGUUCUGCUUUCUGAUGUUAGGAAUGCACAGAGGUUCUUACUGUGCUUGCUGCGUCACGUUUAAAAAGGUAUUUUUAAACAUAUGUUUAAAAUUAGUUAUAAGGUCUGAAAUGAUUGAAAAUUUAUGAAAUGAUUAAAUGAUUUGCUAUUGAAUGGUGGCAACCCAGCAGGGGGGUUGGAACUAAAUGAUCAUCUCAUAGUGUUGAAAUGAAAAUAUGGGAUGCUUUGUAGUUUUAAAACAUACUGAUUUUGAGUCACCUACUUAUCGCUUAAGCCAAAGUGUUAAAAGUAUAAUUAACAAAGUUAUGAUAAACCUUGAACUCAUCUCUUUUUUUAAUGUUAAUGGCAAAACUGAGUUAUCCAUGCCACUUGUAGGUAGUGACAGAGAAAAAUGCCUCUUUCUUGAGGAAUUUAAAAAAUUACAUGUAAAUAAUGUGCUGUAACUUAGUAAUUUCCUUACCUGAGUCAGCAUUGUAGCUUUAGGCACUUUACUACUUAGUGGCUUACUUCUAGUUUCCUUAUCCUAAAUUUUUUUCUGGCUAAUGAGGUUUAGGUGGAUAUUUAAUCUACAAAUCCUAGCCGAAUCUUUAUAGAAGUAAGGCUGAAUCUUCUGUUGCUUAAGUUAUGUAAAUGAAAAAACAUCAAUUGAUAAUUACUGUGCUUAGAGGAGGUAUAAUGGUAGCCAUUUGUUCUCUUAAUGUAUUGGUUAGUUUCAGUACCACCUUUACUGUUAUUCAAAAUACAAGAACCUUGUGGUAAGGAAUUAAGGGUGUUUUCAGGGUCAUAAUGGUGCACUGGACAAUGACUUGUAUAAAUGUUUACUAUUAUUUCCGGUCCCUUUUUCAGGGUGAUGUCAUAAUCUCAUAAUCACAUCUUCUUGAUAUUUCCAUUAUUAACUUCUGGAUUUUUCCUGUUAAGGCUGGACAUUUGUGCCUUCAUUUCUAAAAUGGAAGUUUUAGCACGGAAGAAAAACACAAUUCUGGUUGUUUUUUUGUUUGUUUUUUAAAUAGUUUCAACACUGCGUAUAGGAAAAGAGCGACUGUGGGUGUUUCAGUACUGUGCCCCUUUCUGGUCAGAAUUUUUACUGAGAAUAAAAGGUUCUGGACUACGGAAGCUUUCAGCUUUACGUAAAAUACUCUUAUUUGAACUGCACUGCCAAGAUUUUACUCCCAUUAAUGAAUUGCUGAGGUUCUGCCUUGGUCCAAGAAAGAUUUUUAAAACACCGCUACUGCAAGGGAAUUAAAAUAAAAGCCCUUCCACACCUUCAAGAAAAAAAAAUCUUCAGUUACUUUCACUGUCUUGUUGUACUAGUUACUUUGGUUACUGGAUGGACUUUGUGUUUCUUCACUUUAUUUUUUCCUUAGCUGAAACAAGAUUAGCGUUUUGGUUUCCAGGUUCCCUGAAGUCAAACAGAGUUAGCUGAAUGUCAGUCCUGCCCAGGCUGAGGGCUGCCAUGUUUCCCACCCUACCAGUCGGUGGCUAUACCCAACAUGCCAUGUUUCCUACACAUGGGAAACUGAACUCUUGCAUUCUGGUUGAACAUUGCUAUCCUUUGUUCUCUGGGGUUUGUUCAUUGCCGCCCCACAUCGUCACAAGUGCCAUUUUUAGCACUGGUUAUAGGAAGUGGUUUUACUGACUUUAAUCAUGUAUAUAGUGAUGUGCUUGUAUUUUUCAUUUGGAAAAUGCCGAUUUUCCCCCACGGAUUUCCUUUUAAUGUGUAGCAGCUACAGUAACAGCUGGAAGCAGCACAGCCUUGUGCAUCAGAGGUGUGAGCCAGUGGCGCUGGACCCUCUGCCCUACCUGCCCGGGAUCACCGCUGUGGCCACGCUCCGCCCACUGCACCCAGUGUGAGUGCGCUCCAAGAUCCUGGCGUAACAAAUGCUUCCGUGUAUGGAGUACGUUCGACAAAUGUAAAGCUUCCUGUAUUUUUAUUUAUAUGUAGUGCACACACAGCACAGUCACAAGAUGGGGAUUGGAAGCUUCAUGUCUCUGCGUGAACUUUCUGCUAUUUUUAAUGUGUGUAAUGAACUUGACUUUUCUCAGACAUUAAAGUUUGCAGUACGACA
Molecule: messenger RNA, 4104 nt
Organism: Numida meleagris (helmeted guineafowl)
Lineage: Eukaryota; Metazoa; Chordata; Aves; Galliformes; Numididae
Gene: CARNMT1
Product: carnosine N-methyltransferase 1
Exons: 8
Coding region: 175-1680 (501 amino acids)
Molecular function (GO): S-adenosylmethionine-dependent methyltransferase activity
Source: RefSeq, a predicted model, not a curated record